UUUCUCUGCAAAAUGAAGCUAUUGAUAAACCAGAUAUUAAAGUGUUGACCCACUGUGGCUCUCUGAGCGACUCCUGAAUUGUAUAUCAGUCCAAGAACAGAGCGCGGCAGACCUCCAGCGGUCUGAAACUCCUCCUCGCCUCAUCGCUCAAACGCGCCUGCCACGGUGACCUUCUCGCGGUCUCCUCAGAGACGGCAGCCACCUGGCCCCGACGACACGUCGAGAGAGCACGGCACUCGCAUUCACACGCACACCAUGGACUCAACAGAAAACUGGAUCGAGCAGUGCCUGAACGAGAGUGACAGCCCGGCAGAUGUCAGCAGCGAUGCUUUCUGCGAGGGCGACAGCCUGCCUCGAGAGCGGGACCGUAAGCCAGAUGACGAAAAGGAAAACGCCCGCGCACUAAAGCCACACUCAACUCCCCUUACUCUCCAAUGGCUUGAAGAAAACUAUGAAAUGGCAGAAGGGGUGUGUAUUCCAAGAAGUGCCCUCUACAUGCACUACCUGGACUUCUGUGAGAAACAGGAUAUCCAGCCAGUCAAUGCUGCAAGUUUUGGAAAAAUCAUCCGUCAACAGUUUCCACAGCUAACGACAAGAAGACUGGGAACUCGGGGACAAUCAAA
This is a messenger RNA of Branchiostoma belcheri (Belcher's lancelet), 623 nucleotides long. Its product is annotated as transcription factor RFX4-like. The record is from RefSeq and is a predicted model, not a curated record. Gene Ontology annotation, molecular function: RNA polymerase II cis-regulatory region sequence-specific DNA binding; DNA-binding transcription factor activity, RNA polymerase II-specific. The annotation marks the transcript as partial. Gene Ontology annotation, biological process: regulation of transcription by RNA polymerase II. NCBI's taxonomy places the organism in Eukaryota, Metazoa, Chordata, Leptocardii, Amphioxiformes, Branchiostomatidae. The transcript is spliced from 5 exons.